AUGGAGUUUGGCCCUAGAAGGAUCGAAAAGCGGAAUCGGGCGCCCGUCUCGUGCGAACCAUGUCGAGCUCGAAAGCGAAACCAGGCAUCGUUGUGCCGCUAUGCGCCAAAUGCCAUUCGCAACAAGCCUCGGGCGCAAAAGCCUGGCAACAUUCAGGAGCGGCUGGAUAAUCUCGAGAUGAUGCUGUCUUCGAUAGCGUCGAAUCCCUCCGUUGCCGCGCUCGGGAUAGGUGUCAAGGCCGGCAAGCAAGCUGCGUCCAACACCGCCAGCAGAUCGUCAGCGGGUUGCUCUCAGCAUCGGGCAUCUGCCACGCCUCCACAGGCUCGCCAGGAGGAUCAUGUUUUACCGCCUGAACAGCCUCAUCGCCAUGAAUCUGGAAAUGGCCAAGUCAGCUACAUCGAGCCCAGCCACUGGAGGGCCAUUCUGGACGAGAUCAAGGAAGUCCGGGAGCAUCUGUCGGCGUUUGACCGGCCCCUGUUGCAAGAAGAGCCGGAGCGCAAGAGCUUUGUCCCGGAAGAAGGGGCCGAGUACCUCUUUGGCAGGUUUCCAGUCGUGGACAUGGAAGACGUGAUCAGCUCCGUUCCGGCGAGAUCGGUUUGCGAUGCUCUUGUCUCGCAGUAUUUCAACUCGAGGUACAUGGUUCUCGGCAUCUUGCACCCAACCAAGUUCCAGAAAGAGUAUGAAAAGUUCUGGGAAGCCCCCGUGAAAGCGCCUCCUCUAUGGGUUGCACUCCUCUUCUCCGUCCUCAGCCUCACAAUGGCUCUGCGCCAGAUGGCCGGUCCUUCGGAAGGCAGCGAUUCAAGUUCAACUAUCAGCAACUUACAACAGCGAACCGUGGAGUGCCUCGUCCUGGGACGCUUUGCCACCGCAAACGCAUACGCUCUCGAGGCCAUGAUGCUCCAUCUUCAGAGCUGCUACCUCACCCACAACAAGCUCACGUCAGACCACUGGUUCGAAAUGGGCACCUUGAUCCGCCUGGCCUUUCGAAUAGGCUAUCAUCGAGACCCGGACACGCUGCCUGGCAUCUCGAUAUUUGACGGGGAGAUGCGGCGUCGCGUUUGGCACAACAUAUUCCAGGUGGAUGCGCUAAUGUCUUUUCAGAUGGGCUUCCCCAGCAUGAUCCCGACCGAGUUCUGCGAUACAAAGGUGCCGAGGAACCUGCAAUUUUCCGAUCUCGAGAUAGGCAUGACCUCGCUACCCCCUGGGCGGCCGCUGUUCGAGAACACUCCGAUCCGAUAUCCGAUAGCAAAGUCGGGCAUCAUGUCAGUCUUCAAGAAAAUUGUUGCCCACUCGCAAUCUCUUUCGUUACCAACCUACGAAAAUACGAUCCUGCUCGACGGUGAAAUGAGGGAGACGUACAACGGCCUACCAGAGAUACUCAAAGGCAGAGAUAUGCUCUAUCUAAAGGGGCUCAUUGUUCUCCAUCGACGAUACAUAAACUACGACGUCGACAGCCGUCGAUUCGAGCACUCCAGACGAACAUGUGCCGAAGCAGCCCUCGACAUGUUGGCUCGCCACGCGGAUCUCCACCAAGCAGCUCAACCUGGAGGGCGGCUGUACGAUGACCGCUGGAUGAUCUCGUCACUGACAAUGCAUGAUUUCCUCCUGGCCGCCAUGGUGGUUUGCUUGGAUCUUUCCGUCCGUCUCCGACGCCCUUCGAGUAUCUUGUCGCCGGGGAAGGAUCAUGAUGUCCUAACCAGAAGAGAGUACCUUGCCCUCCAAACGUCACGAGCCAUCUGGGCUGCGAACAGCAUUUUAUCCCCAGAAGCAGGCCUUGCGGCUUCAGCGCUCGGAUUGAUGAUCCAGAAGGUU
This is a messenger RNA of Trichoderma reesei QM6a, 1812 nucleotides long. RefSeq lists its product as hypothetical. Gene Ontology annotation, molecular function: zinc ion binding; DNA binding. Gene Ontology annotation, cellular component: nucleus. Gene Ontology annotation, biological process: DNA-templated transcription. The annotation marks the transcript as partial. Lineage: Eukaryota; Fungi; Ascomycota; Sordariomycetes; Hypocreales; Hypocreaceae. The transcript is spliced from 5 exons. The record is from RefSeq and is a predicted model, not a curated record.